AUGGCAUUUAGAUAAACCACUUUCAACCCAGGCUAAUCGCAGUAAUUUAGAGUAUCUGGCUAGGUGUAGAGCGGAGCCAAGGCUCAACUGAACAUGCCCUAGAUGGAGGAGAAUCUUGCUCGUGAAAUGGCUAGAAUGAAGAUGGAGAGAGAGAAGCAAUCUAGAAUAGUCGAGAAGAUUUGCGUUGAGAGUGAUGAGCUAAAAUAACUGUAGGCUAAGAUCAAAGCUGCCUAUCUUAAUAAGGAUAGAGCCUCUCAGGUGACUGAAAAUUAAUUCAGAAAACAAAUUGACUUGGAAUAAGAUGCUUCAAUGGAAAAAGAAAUGCUUAAAAUAAAGGAGAUUGAAGAGAGAAUGCAAAGGGAAAGAGAAGAAGAGAGAAGAAAGGCAAAUAUCUAAUAAAAAUACAAUCUCUAGGAGUAAAUGUAAUUAAAAGAGCAGUUAAGGAGAGAGGCAUACGAAGAGUACAUUAGAGAAAAGGAUUAAGUUGAUCGUGUUAUCAAUAAAAUGAUUGAAGAGGACUAGAAAUUAUAAUAGCUAACUAGAAUGAAAUAAGACUAGGCUAAGUUAGAUAUGAUUCAGUCAGUUAAUGAGAAAAAGGAAAUGCAAAGACGUCAGAAGGAACUCGAGGAAUAUGAGAACGAAUUGCUUAUGAGGUUUGCAGAGUAGCAAUAAUACCGUGAGGAUGAAAUUAGAUAAAAGAAGGCUGAGAUGGAAGCAGCCCGUGAGGAGAUUUUCUAAAAACUCAAGGAUGAGGAGGAAAGACGUAGAGCUGAAAAGGAGUACAUUGAAAACCUCAGAAAUGAGCUUUACCUUCAAGAAUUCGAAGAACAGGCAAGGGAGAAGGAAAGAUAGGAGGCUGAAAAGAGAGAGAGAAUCAAGUAGGAAUUGCUCGCAGCCAAAGAGUAUCAAAAGAGGUUGAAGGAGGAGAGACUUGCCGAAGAGAAGAGAAUGGAAGACGAGUUCAAGAGAAAGCUAAUGGAGAAGUUCGCUGAAGACGAGAGGCUCGAGUAGAUGAAUGCCUAGAAGAGAAGAAUGAGAGAACAAGAACACAAAAGAGAAAUAGAAAGAUUAUGGCAAGAGAAGUUAGAAGUUUACAGAGCUCAAAGAGAAAUCGAAUUAGAGGAAAAGAGAGUUCAAGAAGAAGAGGAGAGAAGAAAGAAGGCUAUCGUAGAAAUGGAGAAGGAAAGACUCCUUAGAGAGCAUGGAUAGAUACUCUCGCAAUAUCACCCUAAGGCUGCCACAAACUAUGCUAACGGUUUUAGAUAAUAAUGA
Stylonychia lemnae is the source of this 1272-nucleotide messenger RNA. Lineage: Eukaryota; Ciliophora; Spirotrichea; Sporadotrichida; Oxytrichidae. The record is from the annotation of a GenBank genome assembly.